CUUUGGUGUUGAGAACUGUACUUAAACUAUAUGAAAUGAAAUAUUGAACGUACAGUUUCUGAUCAUUAUGGCUCUAGAUAGCAUUCUGAUAGAGAGUAUACAAAAUCAUAACCUUGACAUUAUAUCCUUGGCUUGCCUUUAUUUACAAACAUUCAAAUGAGGUCAGUAUAUCGCUGUAUUAAGAAAUGACUCUUAUCUCUGUAGUAAAAGUUUCCAUUCAUGAAGUGCCCCUUGAUCGUAAUUUAUUGCGCUUAAAUAGAUCAAAUAUUCAGGAUGGCGCCGGUUGCGAAACUGUAGUUUGUUUAAUCAAUGUACAUCGUAAUGGAGCUAGCUGGCACCGGUUUCCUGAAGAGACACAUGUCAUGCAGGCAUUUGGUUAUGUAAUAAUUGUAAAUUAAUUAACAAUCGAGUGCCAUAAUGCUUUUAUCGCUUCUAGACAUCAUUCGGCUCUUAUUACCAUUGGAGGCAAACGAACCAGAUUGAGGCGCACAAGGCCUGAUCGGCCAUCAUUCCACCGGGACUGAUCCCCUUUUCUCUUCUUUCUGUUGUGAAACGUUUUGAUGUCGCUCAUCGUUGUAACGCAACCAUAUGUUUGGGGCUAAUUUAUUCUCUUUUACGUUACAACUCCUUCAAAGAUGAAGGUAAAUCCCCAGACCCUUUAGGCUUUUUAUUCCUGUCUAAACUGCAAGGGUGAUUCAAGCCAUAAUGCAGCCAAUAGACGCGGCCAUUCCUUAACAACGCGUACACUUCAAUCUCCAAUGCAUAUUUAUCGAGAGUCGAACUCUAAUGCAAACAAUGGAAGUUCUUAUCUCCACCUGAUAUCAACCCUUCCCGGCGUUCAGUAUUUCAUCAUCCUGUUUAUUUACCAUAACCAUUUCUGUCUCGGUAAUUCAAACCGUGUGUGGCUUCCACCGAGUUAUAUCCUUGAUACUAAUAUACAUACAUAUCGCCAUAGUGUUUUAAAGUCCUAUAUGUUUAUAGAGGUUAAUUAAAUUGACAUAUUUAACACGCGUUGUCACACACACACACCAACAGUAUCACUAUUUUACUAUUAAUUACACUGUAAUUUCCAGACAAGGUGUAGGUAGUUGUGUUUAUAAUUAAACUGGUGUACUUCGGUUUGAAUAAGUCGUGAUAUAUUUUGGUGUUGUAAGUAUGGAUAUUAUUGAAGACAACAGAACUGCGCUUUUCGAAGAGGGGAAAGAAGAUGCUCUACCCACAUCCAACGGGCGCGUAAAGCUGCACAACGCCCGCCUCAAAUCCAUCCAAGACGACCACCUUUACCAUAUCGCCCUCUCAACCGGAAGUGACGAUCUCAGGCGCCUCUUCGGAGAUGUCAAGGUCGUGUGUUUUGGCGGCCAAGCGACACGGAUGGAAAAGUUUGCGCGGUUUAUCGCGCGUGAAUUUGAUGUCAGCGACACGGUUCAUAACUUCGCUGCCGGCACGGACCGCUAUGCCGUGUACAAGGCCGGACCAGUUCUCUCCGUCAGCCACGGUAUCGGCAUCCCCUCACUGUCCAUCGUCUUUCAAGAGAUCGUAAAACUCAUCUACUAUGCUGGUUGUGAAAACGUCACGUUCUUUCGCAUUGGCACGUGCGGUGGUAUAGGCUUGGAGCCUGGCACGGUGGUCAUCAGCCAGAAGGUUGUCAACGGCGCAUUGGAACCAGUCUAUAAGCAGUAUAUCCUCGGGCGUGCGGUUGAACGGCCGGCGAAAGUGGACAGCGACCUUAUCCGCCAACUGUACGCCUGUAGCCAAAACGACGACAAGUUCAAAACCGUGCUAGGCACCACCCUGUGUGCCGAUGAUUUCUAUGAAGGUCAGGGACGGAUGGACGGGGCGUUCUGUGAACACGAGGAGGAGGAAAAGUUUCUAUGGUUACGGGAGCUAGCGGACCGUGGGGUGACCAACAUGGAAAUGGAGUCCCUUGGCUUCACGGCUCUCUGUGACCGCGCAAACAUACCGGGGGCUGUAUGCUGUGUAACGCUGCUCGACCGGUGCGAGGGAGACGGGAUCACCACUAACCUGCAGCUGUUACACGAGUGGCAGACCUACCCACAGAUUCUCGUGGCUCGUUACAUCCGGAACCGCCUUGGUCUCUAGCCGCAUCACUUCCUCGCUGAUCUACUUUGUCCGUGCCUGUCGAUCAAGCACUGCAUAGGCGUGUCACUCUUCACGCGGACCGAUACAUACCUCGUGUGCGCACCGCUAAAUGCCUCUUGUGGUGAUUAAAUUAAACAUUCUUGUACAAAGAUUUGAAGAGUUCACUAGUUUGCCAAAUUCAACGCACUGGCGUUUAUUUUGCCAAAAUAUUGUGUUUUGCCAUUGAUGUGGGUUAAUUUUGAGAUAUAAUAUGUUGAAAAGACAUGUGUUAUAUAGAACAAAGUGUUUAUGCAUUUCUUGUAUUCAGUGCAGCUUGCAUUCGUUCAAUACGUUCCGUGCCAUUCUUUUUCUGCCCGUCGCUCGGCGGUCGUGAUUGGUCAAUUAUUUGCUGUGAUUUGUUUUGAUAGACUUUUGAAUAAUUAACCUAAAUUUCGUGUUAAAUUAUGACGUCAUAUCCUUACAUAUAUAUUUUUUCGUCAUGACUAUCAACCGUUUUAAUGACUACAAGAACAUCUUCAAACAUCCCCGGUAUUCUGUAACCUUCUCAUCAUCAUUAUUUAUUUACCGUAGGGUGAUAAACUGGCAUAACCGCACUUUCCAAUCAAGUGCAUUAUUGGGGGAGACUUUUUUAGGAAUUGAAGCAUUUACUUUUCAGAUUUCGUUGCAAGUAGAUAAGGUCCUUAUAGAUGUUGAACCUCUCUGUUGUAUUAAUAGUUAAGGAAAAACAGAUAUGUGUAAGGUGCUAUCAUUUUUUACGACUAACAAGUGUUGUUUUUAUAUGUAUACAAGAAAUAUACGUCAGUAUUACUUUGUGUUAAAAAUAACCACGUCCUGACCAUUGUAUGCAUAAUUUGUACAUAGAUUGCUAAGAUUUUGAUCAUA
Messenger RNA from Mya arenaria, 2982 nucleotides. Its product is annotated as uridine phosphorylase 1-like. Gene Ontology annotation, molecular function: uridine phosphorylase activity. Gene Ontology annotation, biological process: nucleotide catabolic process; uridine catabolic process. The transcript is spliced from 8 exons. Lineage: Eukaryota; Metazoa; Mollusca; Bivalvia; Myida; Myidae. The record is from RefSeq and is a predicted model, not a curated record. The coding region runs from base 1156 to 2100 and encodes 314 amino acids. Gene Ontology annotation, cellular component: cytosol; cytoplasm.